This is a messenger RNA of Magallana angulata, 734 nucleotides long. RefSeq lists its product as uncharacterized. The transcript has 4 exons. Bases 186 to 506 code for a protein of 106 amino acids. Lineage: Eukaryota; Metazoa; Mollusca; Bivalvia; Ostreida; Ostreidae. The record is from RefSeq and is a predicted model, not a curated record.
CUUUAACUGGAACUGCAAAUGCUUGUACGUAUUAUAUACAUGUAUUUGACCUUUUCCUGGCCCUUGUAACGAUUUUGAUAUUAUACUGUCUUCCUGGCAAGAAAACUUAUCAAUAUUGUUAAAAAAAGCCAGGAAAACGUCAGAUAUUUCGGACUUUAAGAGACGGAGAAGGCGAGGUAAUUCAAAUGGCGGCUGCAAUCACUUUUGAAGCCUUCGGGUCAGAUUCAUCGGCCGUGUUUUCAAGUCAGAUCAAGGAUUCGGACAGUUACUUUGGAACAGACGUUUUAACAUGUGUACCAAUCCAGAAAUCAUACAGUAUCGGAUAUAACAUGACUUGCAUUACGCUAUAUCCUGCAUGCAUCUCAAAUACCAUUCCCAAGGCUGUUGGCAAUUUGUUCCACGGAAGCAGGAACAAAAUCGUCCCCAUUGUCACAUACAUGUACAUGAUGCUGUCCCCUAAGGUGCUGUAUUUAUCUUUCGGAAUCUGUUGUAAUAAACUGCCUUGAGAGAGUUUGGAAAUGGAUUGUUCAGCAUGCUUUAUGAUUGUGUAAAUAUUGGUUCAAGAGCAAUAGGACGUGCCAUUAUAAACGAUGAAAAAUUGUGCAUUAAACAAUGUAAGCAGUUCUCUUAACCCCUCUAGUGCAAUUCAAGAUCGAUUAAUUGGAAGAGACAAUGUUGAUGGGAUUUCCGAUUUUCUUUACUGUUUCCCUGAGAAACAUAUACUUAUCUUUACU